UCAGCGUUUGCAAUAAGUUCUCCAACCGGCCGAUCUUUCAACUCGUUUGUCUUCUCUGCUCGGUUCAGCCCCGACUCAAACUCCACCAUGGUGUCAAUGGGACGACAGAUGCUGGGCUUCGUCCUGGCCGUCAUCGGCUUCAUCGGGACCAUCGUCACCUGCGCCCUGCCCAUGUGGAAGGUCACGGCCUUCAUCGGCGCCAACAUCGUGACGGCGCAGAUCAUCUGGGACGGCUUGUGGAUGAACUGCGUGAUGCAGAGCACGGGCCAGAUGCAGUGCAAGAUCUACGACUCGCUGCUGGCGCUGCCGCAGGACCUGCAGGCCGCCCGGGCGCUGGUGGUCGUCGCCAUCAUCGUCUCCGCCAUGGGAAUCAUCCUGGGAGUCGCCGGAGGAAAGUGCACCAACUUCGUUGAGGAGCCUCGCGCCAAAGUCAGGGUGGCCAUUGCUUCCGGGGUGAUCUUCAUCUGCGCCGGGGUUCUGGUGUUGGUCCCCGUGUGCUGGUCCGCCAACACCAUCAUCAUGGACUUCUACAACCCGGUAAUGAUCGACGCCCAGCGGCGGGAGAUAGGCGCCGCGCUCUAUAUCGGCUGGGCCACGGCGGCGCUGCUCAUCAUGGGAGGGGCCCUGCUGUGCAGCUCCUGUCCUCCCAAAUACGACGCCCCAGAGUAUCCCAUGAAGUACAGCGGACCCAGAUCUGCUGUACCUUAUGGGUACAGCGGAUCUGGCAAAUCUGUGGCCAGAUCCGUAGCCAAUAGCCGGGCAUACGUCUGAAAGCUGAGAAAGACUGUAAAUUAUUGACAUUUGUCUGCGAAAUACCUUCCAUGUGUCUUUCUGAAAGAAAGAAGAAAGAAGAGUAAUUGACCGACUGAGAGGCUGGAUUCUUGAAAGAGAUCUGGGAAUCCUCAGCUGAAGACCUUUUUAAAGAAGAAAGAUGUGGUGUGAGUUCUGGCACUGAGCGCUUUGUUAUCUGAAUGUGAC
Messenger RNA from Xiphophorus maculatus (southern platyfish), 978 nucleotides. RefSeq names its product claudin-4-like (gene cldne). Gene Ontology annotation, molecular function: structural molecule activity. The record is from RefSeq and is a predicted model, not a curated record. Gene Ontology annotation, cellular component: bicellular tight junction; plasma membrane. Gene Ontology annotation, biological process: bicellular tight junction assembly; cell adhesion. NCBI's taxonomy places the organism in Eukaryota, Metazoa, Chordata, Actinopteri, Cyprinodontiformes, Poeciliidae. The transcript has a single exon. Bases 88 to 771 code for a protein of 227 amino acids.